AUGUCCGUUUACCAAUCCCCCAGCCAGGGCCACCCGGGUCAUUCGGCGUCGUCGCGUUCGUUCCCCGCCUACAACCCUGUCGCUGCCGUCACCGCACCCGCGGGGACAUUCCUACCCGGAACCAAAGUCCAAUGCGGCAGUCACCGUGUGGUGGUGGAGAAGUAUCUAUCCGAGGGCGGCUUUGCUCACGUUUACGUCGUGCGACUACCUCAACCGGUCAAUGGCUCGGAGACGGCGGUUCUAAAACGAGUCGCGGUGCCCGAUAAGUCGGCCCUGGGCAACAUGCGCACCGAGGUGGAGACCAUGAAGAAGCUCAAAGGCCACCGGCACAUCGUCAGGUAUAUUGAUUCGCACGCCUCCCAGCUGCGCGGCGGUGGAUAUGAGGUCUUCCUGCUCAUGGAGUUCUGCGGCGGUGGUGGUCUGAUUGACUUUAUGAACACUCGGCUGCAGAAUCGCCUCACAGAGCCCGAGAUCAUCAAAAUCUUCUCUGACGUGUCCGAAGGAGUCGCAUGCAUGCAUUAUUUGAAGCCGCCGCUGCUGCAUCGAGACCUGAAGGUGGAAAACAUCCUGAUCUCGCGCUCAGGAAGCUCUUCCUGCUACAAGCUAUGUGACUUUGGAUCCUCGGCUCCUCCCCGUCCUGCAGCUAAGUCGGCUGCCGAAGGUCGCUUGAUUGAAGACGAUGUACAGCGCCACACAACCAUGCAAUACCGUAGCCCAGAGAUGAUCGACGUGUACCGCAAGCAACCAAUUGAUGAAAAGAGCGAUAUCUGGGCCCUUGGUGUGCUUUUGUACAAAUUAUGUUACUAUACGACCCCCUUCGAAGAGGUUGGCCAGAUGGCUAUCCUCAACGCAAGCUACAAAUUCCCCGCGUACCCGAAAUUCUCAGAUCGGUUGAAGGUGCUGAUCGCAUCGAUGCUCAAGGAGAACCCGCAGAAGCGUCCAAAUAUCUAUCAAGUGGUUAAUGAAGUGUGUCAAAUGCAAGGGAAGGAGGUCCCAAUCAAAGAUAUUUAUGCCAAUCGCUCCGUCUCCGAAGUGCGUCGGAACCAAGAGCUUCCUCCUACGCCAACAGAAGCUCCGGCAGUGGGUGCAACAUUCUCGCCUCCCAUGCAAGAAACUCAGAUCAUCCCCGAGAUUGCGCCUAUGCGGAGAGGACGACCCGGCAGGCCCGAAUCAUCGCAACAUAACUCCGCCAAACCGAGUCCCUCUCCAUUCCGCGGUGGCUCAAAGACUUCUUCACAUGAUCCAUUUUCCGCACUGGAUGGAGGUGUUGCCCAAAGGAAGAAGACCGCGGACGAAUUGUCUCAGCGUUUCCCCUCAUUAGAUCAAUUUGAUAUCUUGCAUGAGAAAGGAGACAAGUUUGACUUUGAGUCAACGGUCAAAGAGUCCAAAUCAGAAGAUGAGGACCUCUCUCAAAGACUUACCAAUGCUUUGGCGGACGAGGCCUUCGGGCGUCGAUCUUCCCCUGAACGUAAGGAGCCCAUUGUUUCACGACAAUCCCAAGCGUCGCCCGUGCGGGGACAGAGCUCUCCAGAAGUCUCCUCUCGACAAAAUGCACCGCUAUAUCAGCCUACUCCUAAGCGGCCCGCAAUGAUCUCCACGGGUACCAUGACUUCGCCUUCACAAACUCCUCGUUUACAGGAAUCCAAUAUCUCAAGUCGCCCAAUAUACCGCUUUCCGCCAUCGGAUGCCGAGCAACGACCUUCCAGUCAGUCACGGAAUGAGGAUGGCCAGAAGCUUUCGCCUUAUAAAGCACCUUCUCCUCCCUCAUCUAAUUUGAGGCCCGAGGCAAGCCCGCGGCUGUCUUCUGACAGGUUAUCUCACCAUUCCACUUCUGCACGCCCCUCCAUGGAGACUCUGCGACGGCCGUCUGGACUGGAGGCAUCUGACCCUGUUAGCCGGUCCAAAUCAGCAGUUGCCAAGGCUCGCCCUGUCUCAGUUCAAGCAGCGACUCGGCAUGAUUUGUCGCGGGACUCGGAGACCUCGCGGUCCUCGCUGGAUCUUUCACAUAUGCAAUACGAAGGCGGUUCUGCAUUACGGCCGGUGCGCACAGAGGUAGAUCAAAGCUAUGACCGUGCCAACAUUUCCUCAGAUAUGGACUACCUCAGAGUCAAAGAGGAAGAAAGCAGCCGAAAGCGUGAAAAGCGCUUAAGUGGCGGGUCCAAACAUGCCAAACGUGGCAGCCUGUCUUCUUUGUCACUUUCAGGGGGCAAAACCUUGUUUGCUGGCCGAUUUGGUGAUGCUUUCCGCCGGUUCGAGAGCAGCAAUCAGGACAAACCUCGCACUCCAACCGCAGAGGAGUCACAGUAUCAACAAGGUCUGAUCAGCGAUACUGAGGCUUUGGAAUCACCACCUGUAGACGGUCUGUCCGCAUACGGAGAAGAUGUCUUAGAAGAUGCUGAUCGUGAUGACAUAUCACCUGAGAUGCGCCGCGAGCUGGAGCGCCGCCGGCUCUCCCAGGAGGAGAAGCGGGUGGCCAGCGCUGCUGCCGAAUACCGGCGCCGAGUCGCUGAAGGCGAGGCCAGUGGCCAACAACGUUCUCGUGCAAUUCAAAACCGAGUCCAGAAUCUGCUGGGCGAGUCCAAGAAGCCGCCGGCUGCCCCCAAAACAGCAACCGGCUAUGGAAGAUACACCGACACCACCGCUUUGCAGGCAAAGCCAGAUGCAGAUAACCAAUCUCCUGCCUCAGAUACCGCGCCCAUUUCCCGUGCCCCGGGUCCUGUCUAUGGUGCCGCUGCCCGUAAGGGGGUCAUGGCACCCCCAGACCGUCGUGAAGGCGCCAGUGCUCCUGCAGAGCUUUCUUCCCUUAAUACCUCCACCUCCACGGGUUAUUCGUCUGCCGCCCGGCCUGCUUCCCGGCCUGCGGCUCCGCCCAAACCCAAGAAUUUACGUAUGAGUGCACCAGACACCUCUCGGCCCAGCACCAGCCAAGACCGCAGUCCUUCCAUCCAAGCCACCCCGACUAGCCCUGGGGAGGACUGGGAGGCCAACUUUAGUCGGCGAUUUCCCAGUCUCUCUGGCUUGGAGAUGGAAACGGAGAUUGAAAUUCCGAAAUACCCCAAGCUCCGAACCCGAGAGGUGUAA
Penicillium macrosclerotiorum is the source of this 3081-nucleotide messenger RNA. RefSeq names its product putative serine/threonine protein kinase. Gene Ontology annotation, cellular component: cytoplasm. Bases 1 to 3081 code for a protein of 1026 amino acids. Gene Ontology annotation, biological process: actin filament organization; actin cortical patch assembly; protein autophosphorylation. Gene Ontology annotation, molecular function: ATP binding; protein serine/threonine kinase activity. Lineage: Eukaryota; Fungi; Ascomycota; Eurotiomycetes; Eurotiales; Aspergillaceae. The record is from RefSeq and is a predicted model, not a curated record. The transcript has 3 exons.